CCCGAAAAAUUGCCAGAAAAAAGGUUUCCAGGGGGUAGAUUUUGUCGAUGAAUUUGAAAAUGUUAGUUCCAAACGUCGAAAAAUGUCUUAAAACCUCAAAAAAAUCGUGUUGAUUUUUUGCGAAUUUCUGCUCUUACAAAAUUUUGAUAAAAAUCCCAAUAAAAAUUUCCAGAUUGUCUGUAAAUAUGCAAAUUCUUCCAAUUUUCUUCCCACUACUUAUCACUUCGCUUCACGCAAUUCCACGUGGUCGGCGGGCGGUUCGGAACCGCAACGAAGGAGACAUCAAUUCCUUAGUUGGAGUAGGUCAAUAUCUAUACCAAGGGGACAUUGCAGUGGUGAAAUCCAGGGCUCGGCGAGCCGUAAUCCGACAGAAGCACAAAAAGUGGAAGCUUCCGAUGCCUUACUCUUUUGACAGGAAUUUUCCCUCCCGUUCCCGACAGCGAGUCCUUGAAGCCAUGCAAUUUUGGAGUGAAAAAACAUGUGUAACAUUCCAUGAAAAUCGAUAUGUAUACCCCCAUGUGAGCAUAUUCGAAGGAAAUGGAUGCUGGAGUUUUGUUGGAAAGCAGCCAAGUCUCCGCGAGCAGUCGUUGUCACUGGAGCGCAGUUGCACCGAUCACACUUUUGUGGUGGCCCAUGAGAUUGCACAUACUCUUGGAUUUUAUCAUGAACACGCAAGAGGCGAUCGGGAUCAAUUUAUAUCGAUUGAUUAUUCGAAUGUUAACCCGAAUUUGACAUUUGCGUUUGCAAAAGAAUCCGAAAAACAACUGGACCAUCAAGAAGCGGCUUAUGAAUACGGUAGUGUGAUGCACUAUUCGGUAGAUCAGUUCGCCGUGAACACCAAUCGCCCGGUGAUCUACGCCAGAGAUCAAAAGUUCGCUCAGGCUAUGGGAAAUCGGAUGAGAGCCACGUUUCAGGAUGUCUCGAGGAUGAAUGUGCUUUAUAAUUGUCAUGAACGCUGUGCAAACACCCUAAACCGGUGUCAACAAGGCGGCUACCCGGCUCCGAGCGACUGCUCCCAGUGUGUGUGCCCCGAUGGUUUUGGCGGGAACUUUUGUGAGACUAUUGAGGCCCAUUCAGUAGGCCAGAAGGAUAAUUCGGAUUGUGGAGGGGUGUUAUGGGCUUCCGAAACAUCUCAAACCUUCUACGGAGCCGUGCGCACCAGAGUCCACUCGAACUCCGUCCUACCAACCCCGGAGCACUGUUUUUGGCAUAUUAGAGCAUCCCAAGGAAAAUCCAUAGAGAUCCAAAUCAAGAACAUCAUCUCACCAUGCUCCAUGUCAUGCUCCUUUAAUGCUCUGGAGCUCAAGCUGUCAAAUUUCACAAUGACAGGUCCCAGAUUCUGCUGCGACGAGCACAUCUACAAUAGGUACUCCCAGCCAAAAGUCUUCCAGUCAGAAGGUCCCUUAGCUGUAAUUGGAGCAUAUGCUAGAUACGAUUAUUUGGAUUUUAAUAUUGAAUAUCGUGCUGUUUAGGUUUUUUUGUUAACAAUUUUACAAAAUGUAUCUCACUUUUUCAUCCCGUUUUCUUUCCAUUUCCCCCUUUUGAUACUCAAUUCAAUGUGCCACGUUGCUUUAUUUUGUUUUUUAUUCCUGGUUUUUCAAUAAAAUUUUGAAGAUUUU
Caenorhabditis elegans is the source of this 1619-nucleotide messenger RNA. RefSeq names its product Zinc metalloproteinase nas-27 (gene nas-27). The record is from RefSeq and is marked reviewed. Gene Ontology annotation, biological process: molting cycle, collagen and cuticulin-based cuticle; proteolysis. The coding region runs from base 186 to 1472 and encodes 428 amino acids. NCBI's taxonomy places the organism in Eukaryota, Metazoa, Nematoda, Chromadorea, Rhabditida, Rhabditidae. Gene Ontology annotation, molecular function: metallopeptidase activity; metalloendopeptidase activity; zinc ion binding. The transcript is spliced from 8 exons. Gene Ontology annotation, cellular component: extracellular region.